AGCAAGAAUGUGUUCCUGGGGGAACAUGGAGGCAUGAGCGGGGGUACAUCACAUUACCAAAAGGAGCACCUGACCCUCCUUGCCUCGAUAUCGUAUCCAUCACCUUCGUUACACCUCGACAUCUACGUAGCCAUGCUCUCUCGCGCCUCUUCCAGCUUCCUACCUCUGCUUCUGCUGCUCGCAGUCACCUUCUGCAGUACUCUUGCCAAUGCCCAGGUCAGCAAUGACGACCCUACGGGCAAGGAAAUCUACAUUGUUGCCCCUGCUUGCGAUUCGUACCAGUGCAAGAACAAUUGGAGGAGGGGAAAGACGUACGACAUCACCUGGCUCAACGCCCCCAAGGGAGGUCUGAAGAUUCAGCUUGAGCCCGAGAACGAUGACUCUCUGCCUACUUACACUAUCACCAAGAAGGUCGGGAGCACCCACAACCAGUCCAAGUGCAAGAGUGUUGCUCACGGAGAGACCUGUGGCACUACCACGUGGACCGUACCUGAUGACAUCAAGUUGGGCGAGUACACUGUCGCUGCCACUUCCCUUGCGCACCCCAAGAAGAUCGGAUACACCGACACGGUUGUGAUCCGCAAGAAGUCCUCCAAGCGAUCCGAGGAUGAGACCUUGAUCGCUUGAUGCAGCAUGCCCCUUCUCCCACACUCUACAUUUUACGACCUGUACCCCGAUCUUUGACCAGAUAUGAGCGGCGCCACCACUUUAUGACCCAUGUCUUCCACCAACAUCAUGACCUAUCCCCUCCCCAUUUUGGGAUGGAGCAAUACAAUCACCUUGACAU
Messenger RNA from Microstroma glucosiphilum, 787 nucleotides. RefSeq lists its product as hypothetical. The coding region runs from base 133 to 627 and encodes 164 amino acids. NCBI's taxonomy places the organism in Eukaryota, Fungi, Basidiomycota, Exobasidiomycetes, Microstromatales, Microstromataceae. The transcript is spliced from 4 exons. The record is from RefSeq and is a predicted model, not a curated record.